AUGACUAUUGCUGUAUAUGCGUAUGAAACAAAUGAAGCAAGAAGAGCACAUGAAUUAGUAAACGAAAACUCAACUUUAACCAUUGAAGGUAAUGAUUUAGUCAUUGACGAUGGAAAGACUAAAAGAGUCAUUGACUUCGAUACUUUUAACACUUAUGACCCAUUCAUUACAACAAGUAAAGUUCCUAUCAUAAAUGAUGGAACGGUGCAAUAUAUAAAUUCAACAGUAGAUGCCUCAUUAGUGAAAGUACUAAAUGUUCUCAUUGAAUUGUUAAAGAGCUUUCGAUUUGACGACAACAUUAAAUGCCUAAAGAAUUUAGUCAUGAAUGAGAAACAAAUUCUCGGCGUUGCUGGUAGCAGUAAUGAUGUACACCUUAUGACCUUAGAAUAUUAUAACGAACAUAAAGAUGAACUGAAAGGAGAGAAGGGUGACACUGGACCUCAAGGAAUACAAGGUCCUCAAGGAAUACAAGGACCUCAAGGCGAAAACGGUUUGGAUGGAAAGGAUGGAAAGGAUGGAAAAACUGCUAAAUCAUGGAUAUGGGACCUUAUAAAUACUGGUUUAACAGCUGCUUCAUAUGGAGUUCUUCAAUACCAAAUCGGAAAGAUAUGGGCUGUACUUGGUGAAGAAGCUUUAGAUGACGUCAAAAAUGCUUUGAACUUCAUUUCAAAUGGUUCUGAUACUAUUAAAACUUUAUCUGGUUGGAUGCAAGAAACAAGGAGUCAAAUAGAUACUGUAAGACGUAUAGCAAACAAUGCACGUACGGGAUUGGAUACUUUACGAGAAGCACAAAAUACACUAAAGGAAGCAAAUGAUAUUCUUGGCUCAGUAUCAGACAUGCAUGAAGAUUGGCUUAAAGGUAUUGACAAAUCUUUAAAAAAUCACAGUCAGUCUAUUGCUGACUACAAGAAAAGUAUAGAUUUUUUACAUAGUGCUAUGGACGUACAUGAUGGAAGUAUAAAGAACUUACUUAAUGCUAACAAUAACUUACCAGGAACUAUUAAAACAUUCAUAAAGUCCUUUGUAAAGCCUGGUGCUCUAACAUUUAGGUCUUUGAGAGCAAGAGCAUUGAAGUCAAGAGAUGCAGAAACUCCAACAGAACCUACAGAGGAGCCACCAAAACCAACGGCAAAUGAAAUAUUGUUCGAGUAUUUUCCAAGAUACUCUGUCCUCAUUGCAUACAUUCAAGAAAUACUUAAGAAAGGUGACUUGACUUUGGGGGAUGAUGAAAGUUCUGUAUAUCUUUCGUUCCAAUUCCAAAUAGCAGAACUUUUGAGACAGAUAUGCUUAAUGUAUGACAACAUCUCUGAUUUCACAAGAUAUGACGACGACCAUGACCCCGAACACGGUGAAGAAGAAGUUUUACAAACAUCCAUUAAGACAGGAAAGGUUUUAACUCAAAGUCUCAUUAUUGACACCAAAGAUGGCGAAGUGGACGUUCUUCAAGAGCUGAAGAAAAAUACUUCUUCGGGAGGUGGUGGUAGGCAUGAACUUGAAAUAAAUGAGAUAGAAGAGAAAUUAGCCGAAAAAGCAGACAAAAACCAUGUUCAUUAUAUAAGUUCAGAUGAACAGAUUAUAACGGACUAUCAUGGAUAUUUAACACAGGGUGAAAAAGUGAAUACGAAAAAUGUUAAUGAAAGAAGAUAUAAAUUCAUUCGUGCUAAAGGUUAUGACAUAUGUUGUACUGUACAGUAUGACACAGGUAUAGCACCACAAGCAUUUGGUUAUAACGCUGAAAUUUAUGCUUCAUACUUCUUUGUUAACGGUGUAUUAGUUGAACCAAGAUUUACUUUGAGAGUUAAGUCAAAAAUAACUUUUGAAGAUGCUAUUAAAAGUAAAGCUGACAAAACAGAACUUGACGCAACGAACAAAGUUUUGAAAUCUCAUAAACACAAUAUCUCCGAUAUAAAUGAGCUUCAAACUUCUUUAGACAGUAAAGCAGACAAAGAUGAACUAGACGCAACGAACAAAGUUUUGAAAUCUCAUAAACACAAUAUCUCCGAUAUAAAUGAACUUCAAGCUACAUUAAAUAGUAAAGCAGAUAAAAAUCAUACACAUAACUCCUUCACAACCGUUGCUAUAGAAAACAUUGAAGGAACGAUUGGCGGAAUUGGUGGAGAUGCUUUAUAUUUUAAACCUCCUAACUUUCCACAAGGUUUAACAUCGAAUGAAAACAUAACAACGAAGCAAGAAAUUAGAUGUAGAAAUGUUUAUGUCAUGGAUGAUGAAAAUAAUAUUAAAUUCACUGCUCAAAAUUUAUAUGAUAAGAAAGCCGACAAAACUUAUGUAGAUGAAAAUUAUGUGAAGAAGUCAGAAGUAAAUGAGGUGGUUAAUGGUAAAAUUAAUGAAAUAUUGCAAGCUAUAUAUCCUAUCGGUGCUUUAUAUACAUCAAUGAAUUCAACAAAUCCGGCAAGUGUUUUAGGUUUUGGUACGUGGCAGCAGAUUGUAGAUAAAUUCCUCUAUUGUGCUAACUCAUCAAAUCAAACAGGUGGUUCAAAGAAAAUUUUAGAAGCAAACCUUCCACCACAUAAACAUACAGGAACUACAAACACAACAGGUAAUCAUUCACAUUCAAUGACAAAAAGAGGUUAUAUAAAUCUUGCGGCAGGUUCUGAUAGACGAGGUAUGAAUAGAUAUGAUAUUUCAAGUGACCCAGUAGAUUCAAGCACGGGUAUUUUCUGUGAAACCGCAGGAAAUCAUUCACACACUUUCACAACAAAUUCAACAGGCUCGGGUGAAGAUUAUAUGCCACCUUAUGUGACUGUAUUCACAUGGUACCGCGUUCAAUGA
This is a messenger RNA of Trichomonas vaginalis G3, 2790 nucleotides long. RefSeq names its product organellar and viral DNA polymerase type B. The record is from RefSeq and is a predicted model, not a curated record. The transcript has a single exon. NCBI's taxonomy places the organism in Eukaryota, Parabasalia, Trichomonadida, Trichomonadidae. Bases 1 to 2790 code for a protein of 929 amino acids.